Messenger RNA from Topomyia yanbarensis, 6228 nucleotides. RefSeq names its product neural cell adhesion molecule 2-like. Gene Ontology annotation, biological process: synapse organization. The coding region runs from base 1569 to 2675 and encodes 368 amino acids. The transcript has 6 exons. NCBI's taxonomy places the organism in Eukaryota, Metazoa, Arthropoda, Insecta, Diptera, Culicidae. Gene Ontology annotation, cellular component: neuron projection membrane. The record is from RefSeq and is a predicted model, not a curated record.
CGUUCGGUCAGAACUUUCCCGCUGUGAGUUUCCAUUGGAGUUCUUCGAGGCCAGCCCCUUACUGAUUUGGGGGAGACAAGUUUGGAUUAUUCAGUGGGUGUGGGUGAAGAAGGUGAAGUGAAGACUAUUUUUUUUCGGCAAGGCACCGAACCGUUAUCCUAUCGGUCAUGUUGUUGUUUUUUUUUCUCUCACGUAGAUCGAAAUGACGUUACGGUUGACAUGCGACUUCAGGUGACCCCCAGGGGAAAUAUUGUUGGAAGAUUUUACCGAUGAACCUUCGAUUCGGUGUGGUUCGAUUCGAUGGUGUUGCCUGUCGGGUCAACGGAUGGAUUGCAGUGAGUGUACACCGGGAAACGGUACUGGAAGCGAAAGCAGUGAAGAUGUCGCUAAUCGACUUAUAAGCUUUGAAAAAUUGUGAAAGUGGAUUUACCAACUUGAAGAAAGUAUACUCUCAAAAGAUAAUUAAAUGAUUAAUUUUCGGGUUGCUCGGUGCUGUGCCACAAACAGAGGAUCGUUAACCCUUUCAUCUUCACUUCAAACGGAUGACGGGAGAAACGAAAAUAAAGUGCUUCUUUUAAAUUACAAGCAAAAGUGAAUCGUGAAAAAGUGUAAAAAAAUUAAUCUAAAUAUAGCUGACGGUUCAUGUCUACAUUGUUCGACUACAUGGCAAAGUGAAUCCGGAUUUAUCUCGCAUCUAACGACCUUCGUUGCUGGAUAAAUUCUCUUAACUUAACGAAUGCGCGAGUAACGGAGCUUGCCGGCACGACUUAAUCAGGAUCAGCUCGAACAAACAGCGUGUAAUCAGGAUUACAAUUUACAUCGAACCUUUUCAUCCGUGACAGGCAGACUAUGGCCCGAUCGCAUCGUGAUGGUGAGAAAAAUCGUAUAAAAACAUAAGUGCUUCUUGAAAAUCCACCCAACCACCCUCGGCUUCCACUGGCCGGGCUGGGAUUUGGGAUAAUAAUAAUGCCCUGACCUGCCCUGCCCUGGCCAGAAUCAUAACCAUAAAUUAAUCGGUCAUUUAUAUGCUAAACACUUUCCGUUUUUGGCCGCUUUUUCGCAUCCUGCCGGGAGUCUAGCCUGCGUGUGAGCUUUGCUUCAUAAAUAUGUGUUCUAUAAAAGCUUUUCCCACGCGCCACCCCUAGAUCGGUUACUUUCCGAAGGAUAAUAAGAAGUGAAACAUCCGAAAAAGCGUCUGGUGUCGGUUCAAAAUAGUCGUAAAAGUUGAAUUGUUUCCAGUCUCCAGUGCUUUUGAUCUUUGAACGAAAAAGGAAGUGGUGCUGAAAAAAAGUCGGCUCUCAACAAAAAAAUAGAACGAGAAGGGAAGGCAUCCGUACCAAAACGGAAGCGGAUGAAAAGUGAACACUUUACAGCGAACGAAAGCGAGUGUGGUGUCGAUAAUACUUUACGGCGGAAGUGGUGAAAAGCAGCCGGAAAAAUAUAGCACGAAGAAGCAGUGACGGGUUAUAGGGCCCAAAAUAGCAGGGGAAAACGGUUCGAACCCGGAGAAACGAAGCUCGCAGUAGCAAACAAACACGAGAAAGGUGGCGAGGUGAGUGAGAGGAAAAAUGUGGCUGGAAAAGCUGAUGCUAGUGUAUCUGCUGGCGCUGUUCAACUCGCUGGACGGAUACUUUCUGGAUAACAACCUGCAGAACACCGGGCGUCAUCGGAGGAAAGAUUCCAACGAGGCCAAAUCAUCGCACCGAAACACCCUCAGUUUGUCACAUCACCACGAGAGUCAAUUCAUCACCAAGAACAACAGUAGAGUAGUUAGUCAACGAGGGGGCCUCGCGGUGCUGCCCUGUAGUGUCACCAUGUCAACACCAGCCACUGUUUCGUGGUUCCGGCGGAAAGACUACCAGCUGCUGACGGUCGGUUUGUCCACGUACAGCAGCGACGAACGGUUCCUGGUGGAGCACACGCGCCAUCUGGGCAACUGGGCGUUACGGAUAAAGAACGCCCGCAAGGAGGACGAAGGACUGUACGAGUGCCAAAUUUCCACCCAUCCGCCACAGUCGAUAUUCAUCGAGCUUAGGAUCGUAGAGGCAGCCGCAGAAAUAUUGGAAGCACCUGAUUUACAUAUAGACGAGGGAUCGACACUGCGGCUUGAAUGUAAGCUGAAACGUGCCACAGAAAGUCCCCUGUAUGUCUUUUGGUACCACGAGGAUCGGAUGGUCAACUACGACCAGGAGGAUGGCAUCUCGGUGUCUACAAACAAGCUGACGUCGAGCAUCCUGACGGUGCGGAAUGCGACAGCCCGACACGGAGGGAAUUACACUUGUGCACCUGCCAACGCAAGACAAUCGAGUGUCUACGUGCACGUGCUCAAAGGUGAAAAACCAGCCGCAAUGCAACAUCCGAACAAAAGUCCCACGGCAGCAUCCGGUGCGAGCAGUGGAGGAAGCACUACCACAGCCGUCAGUCGGCGACUAACGAGCUCUUCCAGUUGCUGGCUGGCCGCUCUGCUGCUGACCUGGACCUACUACUGGUCCUCUCCGUGGAUCCUGGUCUACCCCGGUCACUACUUCGCUCGAGUAUCUUCCUCUGUGAGAACGCUGCCAGCGGUGGUGUUCCGUUCUACGACUAGCUUUAGGGUGACAUUUUGUAUACUACUAGUGCUGGUCACCGUGAAGACUAUAUUCAGCAAAAGUAUUAAAUUGUUCGAUGCGGUUUAAAUUCGGCGGACAGGGGGGGAGAGAACCAUGGAAUGAUGACCGAGUUCAACGCUGGCCACGGUUGGUGGUGGUACUCAAGGGCCUAUGCAGGUUAGAGGAGUUCGUUUCUAGAGACAACUAGUUAUAAAUAUUUUGUACAGGUUUUCUAGUAUUAAAGUGUAUAGAGUUAAUCUUGCUCUGUUUAGGGAAUGUUGAAAUUGCGAAUGGGUUUCCGAAUACUAUGAAUACCAGACCGUGUGAACACAGUUCAGUGGGAUACCGACUUUCACCAGACCAGACGAAACAUCAAAGAGUCUGCUGCAGCUUUUCUGUUGGAUUGAGGGGAAAAAUUUCCAGUACGUUCAAACCAAAGUCAGGCCGGCAAUAAGUCAAUUCACAGUCAAGGUACUACCCUACGUUCCCUUCGGAACGAUUUAUGAGGGUAUAUGAUUCGUAUAACAAUAGCCCACCUGCCUAAAAGAUGAGUGGUCGAAUGUCAUAAAGCAAAACUCUUGUCGAAAGAACUCACCACAUCGCAAAUAAAAGGAUAGAAGGUACCUAGCGUGCUUUUGCUUUCCGGUAACGCCUUCAUCUAGCAAAAGCAAUGGAACUUCACCUACAACGCCUUUUCCAAGGGGAUGGUUGGUAGGCUAGAAGUGAGGAGUAUACAUACCAUCAUUCAGUUCAAGCCCCAGCCACAGGCAGGCAAAGACUCACGGAAGGAUUUAUGAUGGAUAUUUUUCAGAAUCAAAUUUGCCAGCAAUAAAAUUGGUUGCCACCUUGGGGUGAUUUAUAGGUGAUGGCUGGAGGGAAGCGACGAAGUGCUGUUGGAUAUGUUUUACGUUCAUGUUUUCGGUAUCGCAGUUGGAAGUAAUCAAUAAGUUCAAUUCGAAUAAAUGGGGAAUCAAUAACGGGAAAUCGAACUUUAACUCUUUCGAAACCAAAAAGUAAUGGAUAUUGAAUUUAUUUUGGUAUAUGAAUUGGUCGAUUGAAAUGUAGAACAGCAAAAACUUGAAGAACACCAAGAAUGAAAAGGUUGGAGGAAUUAAUAUCAAUAGUUUCUAGAUAUCUCAGGUCAUUACAAUUGAUGUCUUCGAUAUCAUAACAAAUUACUCGAAAUAUAGGAAAUUUGUUUUUUUCAAGGGGUUUCCAACAGCGUUGAUUACAUGUCACUCACGAAAAAAAUUACCUAGAUUAUUUCAUGGUUUUAAAGAUUAUUCUUUCGAAAGUCCGAUUAAUAUUUGAUUACACGAUUGCUGUAAAAUUCCUCAAUUACUCUAGCUUACUUGCAAUCAAAGUGAAUUCCUAUUGGAAUUACUUCAGAUUAUUCGAUUAUUUUAAGUGGAAUCUGCUCAUCGCUAUUUUAUUAGAUAAUCCAUUUAACCAUUCUAGUACUGCUGGAUUUUUUUACUUUAAAAGCCACAAUGUAUGUGAACUCACAAAAAAUCAAAACGACAAUUCGGAUAAAUAAGAAACUGUUGUUUGCUUGUUUUUUUAUCAUUUCUUAUACACAAUCUUCAACAACUAAUAAUUAAACGAUUUUCUUGUGUUGAUUGCAGGGGAAAUUCAAAUGACCUAUGCUCACAAAGAGAAAAACACAUCAGUCUUUUUGGAUAUCGAGUGGCUGCAUCAGCAUGCAGACCCGUAGCGUGCGGUUGGCCCGCGUCAAGGGCGCUAACCUUAGAGUGGCACUGAAAUCUUGAUCUGUGUUAUAAAAUAAGUGAAGAUAAAUCAUAAAUUAUUGCUCGAAAUGAAAAGACCGAGGAAUAAUUUAUGAUUUAUCUCCUUAAUGCUGUAGAAAAGAUCGUGAAGAAAGUUAGAUCUUUUAUCAUCGUGAAGAUUUAACUCCAUCCCGUACCGUGAAAAUUAAAGUCUUCUCAGUGCCGCUAGAAGUUACCCAAAAUCAUAACGUUCUCGGCAACUAUCCUAGACCCAACCAAUCCUGCACUAAAAUGCAACUCUAAUUGAACUGUUUGGGAUUUUUGUUGUUCCUGAUGUACAGAACAGCAGAAACAGUCACAGAUGUCUCCACAAGGGGAUCGUUUUCUUGCAUUUAAUGCAAAACAUGACGCGCGGUAUGAGCACGCAGACGAACCUUGUCGAAGAACAUUUGCUUAGACAACACAAUCGCAGACGCGAUACAAGUUUGGAGGGAUAUACAAUUUCAUCCCAUCCUGUGAUUCAAAAUCUCACUCACUGGAGAAAGGGGUCCUUGAAAAAGCCAACCCUAUUCACCCCAUGCAAGAUCAGAUCGAUUCAGUAACCCCACCGUCGAUCUCAACUAUAUGAACAGACAUGUGGACACGGUAGUCCUUCAGAUAAAACUUCGAUGGUGAAUCUUGUUCGACAUCCAUUUAUCCCACUGUCUUUUUCAGAAUAAUUUAUUUAUACGCGGGCCUAGAACCCAGCGAAAAGUAAAAACUUGAAGAAUAGGAACGGUGGGACAGAAAUUACGGGAGAUACUAGAAAUUUAAAAACGAGUCAGGAGAUAAUAAAGCAAAAGUGUGAUCGCCUAUCGUUUCUCGAUGUAUGGCUGGAUGCUAAUUCAUGUUAAUUCCGAUCUAAUGAUAUGCACCGUACUCAUCAAUUGACUAACCAGUUCACAGCUCCUAAAAAAUUGUCUUCUCAGUAUACUGGUCUUGAUAUACAGUCUCCUGAAUAAAUGCCCCGCCCGUUGCCAUCAAACACCCACCGUCAACUGAUUUCACACAUGAACAGUUCAAGAUUUGUGGGAUAAUUUACAUAAAAUGAACGAUAGUCAAACACGAACGAUUUGCGAUCGAAUCUUUUAGAUUUCGGCGUUGUUACAGGUUUCCAGCCAUUGGAAAUAUUUGAAACGGUUGGUGAAGGAACAAAUAUUCAAAUAAAUUUUUCGGAUUGUUGUAUGAUAGAGGCGGGUUGUAUUCCUAAAUCGCUUGCUCAGUUGACCGAUCCGCACGUAUAGUCACCCAAAAAAUUCGUCCGUUGCCUUUAAACAUCUAACGAUAACUGAUUUCACGAAGUCUCCUAAAAAAACGCCUCGUCAAUCGCAUUCAAGUACUUGACUACGAAUGAUAUUGCAAAUAAAACCUGCAAAGUUGCUCUAUAUUGAUGUCUACCCGGUUAGAUUGCCACAACGUUGAACAAUUUCCCACCAAGGACGCUAGUCUUGGGAGAGCACUGAAAAUUUUAUUUGCUUCAUUGACUAAGUGUAGAUAAGUCACUAAAUAAGUCCGGAUAUGUGUGCAAUUUCCAAGUACACACUAAAUUAUUACUCGAAAGUCGAACUGAAAGGGGCGCAAAACUGAGACUCUGCCAAGGGCACAAGAUAACCACGCUACGGCUCUGUCAGCACCGAUAUUAAACAACUUGCUAUCUUUCGCAUGACGAUUCACAAACAUCACAAUUUGGCAAGUGGGUCUUCUUCAGGAUUCAUAUCAUAGCCCCCUUUUGUACAAUUUGUUUGUAAAUGAUGACGAUGUUUUGUUAUUUUUUGCACGAAUCCAUUUUUUCGUACAUUAAUAAGAAUAUGGUAAGGUGCUCUAAUGUGUCCAAGCUCGUUUUGGAAUGGCCAUUGAAUUAAUAUAAAAAAUAA